This is a messenger RNA of Penaeus indicus, 879 nucleotides long. RefSeq lists its product as uncharacterized. The record is from RefSeq and is a predicted model, not a curated record. Gene Ontology annotation, cellular component: membrane. Bases 175 to 879 code for a protein of 234 amino acids. Lineage: Eukaryota; Metazoa; Arthropoda; Malacostraca; Decapoda; Penaeidae. The transcript has 5 exons.
UCUCGGCGGUUCACUCGAAGAGCUUGGCGCCCCUCCGCUCCCGCAGUCACUCGGGCGCCUCCAGCAGGGUUGGUCAAGCAGCCACCUUCACUUGGACUGGCUUCGUGACUUGAAUCUUGUUUCGUUCCUGCCUUGGUCUUGAGACUCGCGAAGGGGAGAGCGAAGAAGGGGAGGAUGAGUGGAGAGGACCGGAGGAACUGCCUGGGGAAAGUGAGCGGAGCUGUGACUGGCUCGCUCGAAAGGUUCUUUUACAGACACGGAAAAAAUGUCGCUUCUCACCCCCUUCGCUACAUCGUCGCCUGCUUGGCCGUCACCGCGCUGUGCUGCGUCGGGUUUUUGAACUUCAGAAUGGAACACAGACCCGAGAAGUUGUGGAUUCCACAGGAUUCCGACUACGUGAAAACCCUGGCUUGGCGAGACGAGAACUUCCCUUCGGUCCACCGGAUGGAGUUGGUGCUAUUCGAGGCCGACAAUAUUCUUAAGGCUGAGUACGUCAGGGAGAUGUUUUCGCUGCAUCAGGAUAUAAGGAACAUCGUGGUGACGAAUGACCAAGGACAGAAUCUUACGCAAGAGGACCUUUGCUUCAAGGUUCCAGCACUAGGCGGGGAAACGAGGCAAGAACUGAGGCAAAUCAAAGCCCAGAUGUUCCCCGGCCGAGAUCCGGACAACGACUUCGACUGGUCUCUGGAGUUCGACAAAUCCAUCUACUACCAGUUCUACUCCAGGAUGCCCUCGGAGUGCCUGGAGCUCAGCCUUCUGGAGAUGUGGGGCUACGACGAGGAGGUCAUCGGGGCGCUCACUGACGAGGACGUCCUUCUGGCGAUCAACACGGUCAAUAUAAGGCAAGUUGGGCGUUGCUUUUGGCUGUGGAAUAUAUAG